Molecule: messenger RNA, 2855 nt
Organism: Diceros bicornis minor
Lineage: Eukaryota; Metazoa; Chordata; Mammalia; Perissodactyla; Rhinocerotidae
Gene: TTLL11
Product: tubulin tyrosine ligase like 11
Exons: 9
Coding region: 54-2117 (687 amino acids)
Biological process (GO): microtubule cytoskeleton organization; protein polyglutamylation
Cellular component (GO): cilium
Molecular function (GO): tubulin-glutamic acid ligase activity; tubulin binding
Source: RefSeq, a predicted model, not a curated record
GCGGCGGAGCGGCGGCGGCGGCGGCACUGGCGCAGGCACCGGCCCUGAGCGCCAUGCAGCGGGGCAGCUCCGAGAGGGAGCUGGCGGCCCGGUGGGAGGCGGCGGCGGCCGAAGCGCAGGCGGCGGAGCAGGUCCGCGUGGACGCGGGCGCGGCCGGGGAGCCGGAGCGCAAGGCGGGGCAGGAGCCGCCCGAGGACCCGGUCCCCGAGCAGCCCCGCGCGGCCGACGACGGGGACGCCCGCGGCCUGCCCCGGCCGCCGCCCGCGCGGCCCGGGUCCGAGCCGAAGGCGGCGCCCGCGCACGGCCUCUGCCGGCACGGGAAGCCCAGGAGCAAGGGCCGCAGCUGCAGGCGGAGCUGUCAGCGGCCCGUCACCGUGGACAGCUCCAAGGCCAGGACCUCCCUGGACGCCCUGAAGAUCAGCAUCCGCCAGCUCAAGUGGAAGGAGUUCCCAUUUGGCCGACGCUUGCCUUGUGACAUCUACUGGCAUGGAGUUUCGUUUCAUGACAAUGACAUAUUCUCUGGUCAAGUGAACAAGUUUCCAGGCAUGACGGAGAUGGUGCGUAAAAUUACUCUGAGCAGAGCAGUGAGAAUCAUGCAGAAUCUCUUUCCUGAGGAGUACAACUUCUACCCUCGCUCAUGGAUUCUGCCUGACGAGUUCCAGCUCUUUGUUGCUCAGGUUCGAAUGGUGAAAGAUGGUGACCCCUCCUGGAAGCCCACUUUUAUUGUGAAACCUGAUGGUGGUUGUCAGGGUGACGGAAUCUACCUCAUUAAGGACCCCAGUGACAUCCGCCUAGCAGGGACCCUCCAGAGCAGGCCGGCAGUGGUCCAGGAAUACAUCUGCAAACCUCUCCUUAUCGACAAGCUCAAGUUCGAUAUUCGUCUGUAUGUCUUACUAAAGUCCUUAGAUCCCCUAGAGAUUUAUAUAGCCAAAGAUGGACUCUCUAGAUUUUGUACUGAGCCAUAUCAGGAGCCCACCCCCAAAAACCUACACCACAUCUUUAUGCACUUAACCAACUACUCACUGAACAUCCACAGCGGUAACUUUGUCCAUUCGGACAGUACUAGCACAGGCAGCAAAAGGACUUUCUCGAGCAUUCUUUGUAGGUUGUCCUCCAAAGGUGUUGACAUCAAGAAGGUCUGGUCUGAUAUCAUCUCCUUGGUGAUUAAGACUGUCAUUGCCCUGACUCCAGAGCUCAAAGUUUUCUACCAGUCGGACAUCCCUGCAGGGAGGCCGGGGCCCACGUGCUUCCAGAUUUUAGGCUUUGACAUUCUUCUAAUGAAAAAUCUGAAGCCUAUACUACUUGAAGUAAAUGCAAAUCCCAGCAUGAGAAUCGAACAUGAACAAGAACUUUCUCCAGGGGUGUUUGAAAAUGUCCCCAGCCUCGUUGAUGAAGAAGUGAAAGUGGCUGUCAUCAGAGACACACUGCGCCUCAUGGACCCACUUAAGAAGAAAAGAGAGAAGCAGUCUCAGCAGCUUGAGAAGCCAUUAGCCACGAAGGAAGAUCCUUCCGACAGUGAGCUGGCCAGCGCCUCGGACGGCAACACCACUCCCGAAGCCCACCUGCCCUCCAUCUGCCUCAAGCAAGUGUUCCCCAAGUACGCAAAGCAGUUCAACUACCUGCGCCUGGUGGACAGGAUGGCAAACUUGUUUAUCCGGUUCCUGGGAAUCAAGGGGACAAUGAAGUUGGGACCAACAGGCUUCCGGACCUUCAUAAGGACCUGCAAGCUCAGCAGCAGCAGCUUGUCCAUGGCCGCCGUGGACAUCCUCUACAUGGACAUCACAAGGAGGUGGAGCGCCACGGCCCUGGACCAGCGAGGGUCAGGGAUGUGCCUGCAGGCCUUCGUAGAGGCUUUCUUCUACCUGGCUCAGAGGAAGUUCAAGAUGCUGCCACUCCACGAGCAGGUGGCCUCACUGAUCGACCUGUGUGAAUACCACCUGUCCCUGCUGGACGAAAAGCGUCUGGUGUGCGGCCGGAGUGGCACCUCGGGGGCCCGGCCCCCUUACAGUGGCACCCCCCAGGAGCCCACCCCCGCAGCCCAUCUGGCUGAGGGCAACCCCCCACCCUGCGCAGACGGUGCCCAGAAGCUCUCCCAUUCCAGACACGCUCUGUCCUGAGGGCACCUCUGUGCUCCCGGAAGAAGAGCGAGCCCUUCAGGGCUGAAGGGGCCCCCCCGGGGCUCCCUGCCUGGGAGAAAGAGCAGGCGGCCGGAACUCCCGCCUGAGAUUCCCUGUCAUCUCCUCCCUGUGCUGCUGAGCUGCGCUUUGAAAGGCUGAUGCUCUCCUGCCUUCCUCCCGGCGCCUUUUGGUGCUCCACUUGCUUGCACGUCAUCAGUGGACAUACGACAUCCAAACGUGACAGAUGGCAUCUUCUAUUCUGGGCUCACAGGAAGCAACAAUGGGGGUAAAGCUGUUGCAUUUGGGGCACGGGACACCAGCAACCCCAAGACUGAGAGCUGUGGAGAAGAAAGAGCUGGAGGGGGCCCAAGUCCCGGGUCCGCCGGGGCCUCCGAGAGAAUGCUGGUUAACGCCCGAGAACAGCGUGUGUACUUCCUACCACCCCUUCUGUGACAAUGGAGUGGAAAUAUCGAGUAGGCAGACGCGAGUCUCCCAUCCCGAUCAUGUGCUACACAGGUGUAGUUACAGAUUAGCCUCAUUUCCUUCAUUGCUUGCCUGUUGCUGCAAUGUUUGGUUUGUUAUUAAUUAAGAAAUAAUUAACUCAGAAGUAACUAAGUAGGACUCAUAGAGUCUUGGAGCUGGCAGGAGCCUCAGAGGUCGUUUUGUCUGAUUUUGUUUGACCUUGACCCCAAAGCAGGAGUCAGUCCCACUGUCAUGUGACCUCUGAUUGGAGCCCUC